This is a messenger RNA of Corylus avellana, 834 nucleotides long. The record is from RefSeq and is a predicted model, not a curated record. Lineage: Eukaryota; Viridiplantae; Streptophyta; Magnoliopsida; Fagales; Betulaceae.
AUGCUUGUGUAUGUUGAUGAUAUUCUUAUUACUAGUACUCACCCUGUUAUUAUCUCUACCAUCAUUAACAAGCUGCAGCAGGAAUUUCCUCUAAAGGACUUGGGGCCCUUAAGUUUCUUCCUUGGUAUUCAGGUUACUCGUACUGCUUCUGGUCUGCAUCUUUGCCAAACGAAGUAUAUCCUUAAACUUCUCAGCAAAGCACACAUGGUAGACUCAAAACCAUCCAAAUCUCCCUGUGCAUCUGGCUCCAAACUAUCUAGAUAUGAAGGUGAACCUUUGACUGAUCCCACGGUUUACAGGCAAAUUGUAGGUGCUUUACAAUAUUGUACACUUACACGUCCCGACAUUGCUUACUCUGUUAAUCAACUUUGUCAACACAUGCAUGCCCCUACCUCAGCUCACUGGAUUGUAGCCAAACGAGUGUUAAGGUAUCUUAAUGGUUCUUCCAAUCAUGGUCUGUAUUACACCAAGAGUAACCUGCAGGUCAAUGCCUUUUGUGACUCAGAUUGGGCUGGAUGCCCUGAUGACCGCCGGUCUACCACCGGCUUUGCUGUCUUUCUUGGUGACCGUCUUAUUGCUUGGAGUGCCAAGAAACAAGCUGUGAUCUCCCGCUCUAGCACAGAAGCUGAAUACCGAGCUCUCUCUCUCACCACCGCAGAACUCUUCUGGAUUAGGAUGUUGUUCAAAGAAAUUGGCAUAUUUCUCAAAGUACCCUCCCGUUCUAUGGUUGCAGGUGUGUUGACGAAGGGUCUUUCUUCGUCUCGAUUCCUCUCUCUUAAGUCCAAGCUGAUGGUGGUUCCUCCACCUAUCAGCUUGCGGGAGGGUGUUAGCUGA